AUGGAAAAUACAUCCAGUGAACCUAUCAAUGAAGGAAAGAAAGGAACUAAAUUCCAAUGGACACCUGAAGAAGAUGAUAAGUUGGUUAAGAGUUUAUUGGAACUGGCUAACGAUGUUAAAUGGAAAGCAAACAAUGGUUUUAAGCCUGGUUUUAUAGCAAAAUUAAAGGAAUUAAUGGAGAAGAAACUGUUGGGAUGUGUUGACAUGCUUGGUCUAAAUACCAGUGGUUUUGGUUGGAAUGAUAAUGAGAAAAUGGUUGCAGUUGAGAAACAAAUUUUUGAAGAUUGGGUCAAGGGUCAUCCAGAUGCUAAGGGAUUGCAGAAUAGGCGCUUCCCUCUUUUUGAUGACUUAGCACUUGUGUUUGGUAAAGAUAGGGCCAGUGGGGAUAGAGCUCAACAUGCUAGAAAUGCAAUAAAGGAGUUAGCUAGUAGACAAGAAAACCAAGCUCCUACAAAUGAAGUUGAGAUAGAAAAAAAUGCUGGUAUAGAAGAGAUCAAUCGAAAUAGUUAUGGUUCCCAAACACAAAUACCCAAUCAAGGUGUUAGCACAAAGAAUCUAAAUAAGAAGAGGCCAAGAUCCAAUGAUGAACUAACUGAGACCUUAAUGGAGACAAUGAAAGACUUUGGAAAGAAGUAUGAAGAAGCUAAUGGACAUAUGGCCACCAUUGCAUCUUGCUUCAAGAUUGAGUCAGAGGAAGCUGAGAGAAGAGUGAAAGUAUUCAAUAAGCUAUUGAAAAUCGAAGGACUUUCUAUAUCAGAAAGAAUCAAAGCUUGA
This is a messenger RNA of Quercus robur (English oak), 774 nucleotides long. RefSeq lists its product as uncharacterized. The record is from RefSeq and is a predicted model, not a curated record. The transcript is spliced from 3 exons. The coding region runs from base 1 to 774 and encodes 257 amino acids. Lineage: Eukaryota; Viridiplantae; Streptophyta; Magnoliopsida; Fagales; Fagaceae.